UAGCACAUAAAGUAUAGUCCACUGGACUUUCCUUGAUUAAUCGCCUUCAAUCAACUGUAAGGAUGUCCGCUGCUCUAGACGUAGAUCCGACGUUCAAGCACGCGCUCAAGCUGCUACAUUCGUCCAAUUCCGAUUCGACGGAAAAGAUACGCAACCUGCUGGACGAGCUCAUCAAACAGCGCUAUGGCAGCAGUAAAACGCUUAUCAAUACGCUCAGCAAAAAACAUUUGGCCGAGGAGCCGCUGGCCGGCGGAAGCAAUCUGUACGUGCGGAAGCAGAAAGUGAUUGAACCAAAACCCGUUGUUCCGGUAAUAGAUCUUGACCCCGACCCGGAACCAUUAGGCCCCGGUACGAUCGAGUGCGUAGUGAACGCACCGGAGGCGCUAACGAUGCCACCGAUAUCGUCCGGUCCAAUACUGAUAUCAACCUCGGACUUGGAAGGUAAUGAUUCCGACGAUGACGUCGUGAUGGAGGAGGACAAGCUGAAGGAGCUGGAGGACUUGAUGUGUGUCGUGUGUCGCUUGAUGGAUGUGAGCGCCCGUAAUCGGCUGGUCGAGUGUGCCGACUGCCACGCGCUGUACCAUCAAGAGUGCCACAAACCGGUCAUUUCGGAGGCAGACGCUAAUGACGAGGAAAACGCCUGGUACUGCACCCUGUGCCGCAGCAAGCAGACCCUCAACAAAUUGACUCCUCCUCCGGUAGUGUCGACACCGCCAAUUACCAUAGCAACGUCACCUUCGCCGACCAUUGGAAGCUCGACAUCAAAGUCGUCAUCGUCGUCACAUUCCAAGAGCAGCAGCAGUAAACCGAGCGAAUCGUCAUCUACCUCCAGCUCGUCGGGCAAGCACAAAUCGUCCAGCUCCAAAAGCGGUAGCAGCAGCUCAAGCAAAUCAUCCGAAUCUUCGCACGAACGCGAUAGGGAUCGUGACCGUGACCGGGGUGAGCGAGAUCGCGAUCGAGACCGUGAGCGAGAACGUGAUCGCGACCGCGAUCGAGAUCGAGAUCGUGAUAGGGAAAAGGAGCGCGAAAAAUCCUCCAAAUCUUCCUCGACCAGUAGCACCUCAUCGUCCACCGGGAGUGCUGAGAAAUCUUCCGCCGGCGCCGGAACCGUAGGCACGCCGAAUAUCAACAUCAUCAGCGCCGAUAAACGCUUGCAAAUGAUGAAGAAAAAGGCGGCCAAAAUGCAGGAUAGCAAACGAAAGCACAAGUAGAGGAAAAAUAGUUGUAUGUGUUCCAUUUAACAAACAUAUUUUAAUAGAGAAUAAACUUUGGCUUUAAUGAUCCGU
Anopheles coustani is the source of this 1286-nucleotide messenger RNA. Its product is annotated as integrator complex subunit 12-like. Bases 63 to 1211 code for a protein of 382 amino acids. The record is from RefSeq and is a predicted model, not a curated record. Gene Ontology annotation, biological process: snRNA 3'-end processing. The transcript has a single exon. Gene Ontology annotation, cellular component: integrator complex. NCBI's taxonomy places the organism in Eukaryota, Metazoa, Arthropoda, Insecta, Diptera, Culicidae.